Messenger RNA from Brassica napus (rape), 1062 nucleotides. Its product is annotated as L-type lectin-domain containing receptor kinase I.7-like. The record is from RefSeq and is a predicted model, not a curated record. NCBI's taxonomy places the organism in Eukaryota, Viridiplantae, Streptophyta, Magnoliopsida, Brassicales, Brassicaceae. The transcript has a single exon. Gene Ontology annotation, molecular function: carbohydrate binding. Bases 1 to 1062 code for a protein of 353 amino acids.
AUGAUUCGAGGAGCUCUUCUGGGAAUCAUCUGGAUGUUAUAUUGUGUGUGCAAGUCAUUCCAACAAGAGACGACGUUCGUCUACAACGGUUUCGACCAAGGAGACCGUAUUCACCUUCAGGGUGGUGCAAGAAUCCUUCCAAAAAAAGAUGUCCUGCAACUGACGAAUGCCACAACAACACAAAUAGGUCGUGCUUUCUUUAAGCAGCCUAUUGAGUUCAAUCCAUCUGAACCAAUCUCCUUCUCGACGCAUUUUGUUUGCGCACUGGUCCGUGUAACUGAAGUGAGUAGCCAUGGCAUGGCGUUUUUUGUGUCUCAUUCCACUGAUUUCGUAGGCGCCGAACCAUCUCGAUACUUCGGGCUUUUCAACGCAAAUGAAUCUGCUUCGACAUUGGCUGUUGAGCUUGAUAUAUCUAAAGCUCUAGAUGUGCUCGACAUCAAUGAUAAUCAUGUCGGGAUUGAUGUGAACAGAGCAGUGUCUGUGCAAUCUGCUAACGCUUCUUAUUACUCAGACAAAGAAGGUCGGAAGAUAGACAUGAAACUCGUGAGUGGGCAACCUAUUCAGGUUUGGGUGGAUUACGAAGGAACAACACUCAACGUUUCACUGUCUCCUCUUAAAAACCAGAAACCAAGCCGACCUCUUUUGUCAUCAACUUCCAUCAAUCUUACCGAGAUUGUGCAAGGUAGAAGAAUGUUUGUCGGGUUUUCUGGUUCAACGGGGUCAGGCGUGGUCAACCAAUAUGUACUGGGGUGGAGUUUCAGCAAAAGCAUGGCAUCCCUGCAAAAGAUUGACGUCUCAAAACUUCCCAAAGCUCCUUAUCCUAGCAAUAAAAAUAAGUACACAUCUCUGGUGUAUGAUAUUCUGCUGGGUUUACUAGCUUUCUUAGUUUUGGGGCUUUUCUUUGGAGCUUAUAUGUAUAGGAGAAACUUGUACAUUGAAUGUAGGAGAUGGAUUACAUCCCUCCACAAGGCCCAUCGAAUAACUGGUCCUAAUCCAGCAAGUCGGAUCGAUUUGGUCGGCUCGGUAGUUAAACCUAUUGGCUUGACCUUAGAGUAUUUUUAG